GAUGAAAAGAAACUGAAACUAAGUAGAGGAUCCGAUGUCAUGGACACACCCUGAUAACUAGGCAUUUAUAUCACUACUGCCUGAAGCGUUCUGCAUUAGAGGCAAUCAGCGAUAGAGAAAACAGCUAAGGCUUCAGCUGCUUAAAGGUCUGUUCAAGAUCACUGUUCUCUGGUCAGACUGAAUUUGUCAUAAUUGAGGUUUAAACAUGUGGGCAGAGAGUGACUUGUAUCCAGGUGUGCCUUGUCUCCAAAGCACUACAGAGCCUGUGAAUGGUAAUGUAUACCGAAUGUAUCAUGGAACCACUGAAAGAGCAGCAGAACAGAUCAAAAUGUAUGGCUUUAAGCCAUCUACAGACGGCAUGCUUGGACGUGGUGUCUACCUCAGCCGAGAUCUUAACAAGGCCAGCAGAUACCCGAUUAAUAAUCCAUGUGAGAAGGUUGUUAUCAGAGUGAAGGUCAAUGUUGGAAGAGUGAAGAAGAUUGACUAUCAGGGUCAUCCACUGCAGAAAACCUGGCACGAUCACGGGUACGACACUGCCUGGUGUCCUCCAAACUGUGGCAUGGUGCCAAGUGGUCUUGAAGAAGACUGUGUCUGGGAUCCACAUCGAAUCACUUUCAUUGAUGUAAUUCCACCGAGCCUUCAAAAUAGUGAAAAUCCAGUUGAAGGUAAAGUCUACACAAUGUUUUAUGGCACAACUAAGGAAAAUGCUGAAAAAAUCAAAUCUUGUGGUUUUUGUCAGUCUGAUGGCAUGCUUGGGUGUGGAGUCUACCUCAGCCGAGAUGUAGAACAUGCCUCUGAGUACCUUAUGCAUGUUCCUAAACAGCAGAGAAGUGUUCUGAGAGUGAAGGUUAAUGUUGGAAAAGUGAUAAAAAUUGAUUAUCAAGGCCAACCGAUGCGAAACUGGCAUGCUUUUGGGUUUAACACUGCCUGGAUUUCCUCAGAAAGUUCAAUGGUUAAAAGUGGUGUCUGGAAACCGCAAAACUGUGUUCGGGAUCCAACAGCAAUCACAGUCAUUGAUGUAAUUCGUCCUGUUUAAAGAGAAUGUUUUUUUGUUUGUUUGUUCUUUAAAAGCAAUGCAAAUCCUAAAAUAUUUUAUCUUAAAAUGCAAUGUUUUAUUGAGAGUUUGAUCAUUGUACUGCACUCUGCAUUAUUGCAAAAAUUUUUGAAGCUGAAGGCAAAGAAAUAAAAUAAUUAAAAACGAGCUUCUCUAAACACAUGUUUAGUUGCCUUGUAAUUAUGGGUCAUACCUUUUUAACUGACACUGUUAAUUCUUUAGUAAAAACAAGAAUGUCCAAACUACAUAAAAUGCUUUCCUUUUUGUUUUAUUUAAGUCUUUUAGGCACUUGGAAUGUCACUGGGCUGUAAAAGUAAACAUUAAAAAUCUGAAUUCAGUUAUUUUAA
Molecule: messenger RNA, 1401 nt
Organism: Puntigrus tetrazona (Sumatra barb)
Lineage: Eukaryota; Metazoa; Chordata; Actinopteri; Cypriniformes; Cyprinidae
Exons: 3
Coding region: 206-1036 (276 amino acids)
Cellular component (GO): cytoplasm
Source: RefSeq, a predicted model, not a curated record